UAUGCAAAUACGUUAGUGUACCGUGAUCAGUCGUGUUUAGUUAUCGCGGAGUUUGCCUCUGAAAAGCGAGUCUCGAAGUCGUACUCUGUGUUUUGGGGGCGCGAUUUAUUCUGUUUCGAAGCAAGCAGUUAAUGGAUAUAACUUCAACAGCUGAAAUUUCAUUUUACAAACUAUUGAUUUAAUUUAAAUACCAAUGAACGAUAUAAACGAUAAGAAGUAUGUGAGUACAAAGUGAGUUGUUGUGUUAAGUUAAGUUAAAUGUACGUUUUAUUAGCCGGAAUCACAUAGUGCAUUAUUAUGCGAAAACCGUAAUUGCCGUCUAAGAUGGACAAAGUAUGAUAACGCCUAUAUCGAGAUGUCAAGUGUGUCGAAUCAAUUAAAUUUGCUCGCUGUAGAGAUCAUCAACGCGGUAAUCUUGACUGUAAAGUGCACAACUAUAUUAACGGCGACAGAAACAGAUAUCGACAUCAGGUCCCCACACACUCGAAGUGAAAUCGAGACGGAAUUAAAAUAAUCGAAACCGUCAACGACGUCUACAAACGAGAGAACGGAAUUGUGAUUUUAACAAAACUCUACUAAGUUGAAUAACCAGAUUUCAAUAACAAACACCGCAUCUGAAAUUACAAGAGUGGAAAAAAAGAAGAAUCAUACUGGCUACUGGAAAACUCUGCAAACCUCUAUGGUAUCUUGUGAAAUUUUGGGAGCAAUUCGAGACACGUAACUGCAUUUCUGCCGAUUACUUGCGCUCUGAGUAAUUGAAGAGCUUUGUAGUAUUUUGCGGAAUUUUACGACUUUUACUUAAUUUUAACAACGUUUACAACUUAAGCCAGAAUCGUGGAGGUAAUCAAGGGACUACGUCGACUGACUGAGAGGUUCAAGUCAUGUUCAGUUGAAAGGGCGGAUGUGAUCAAGGCAGAACCAGUGCGCACUGAGUGGAUCGUAUGCUCACGGAAGCGAAUGGGGUCGACGCCGAGUUCUCCGAAACCGGACUCGGUGGCCGAGGAAAAGUUUUGGGUGCCCCCGGCGGUCAUUGACCGGAAGCGAGCGCAGAGCCUCGUGCCUUCGUCCCUGAACGAUAGCGAAGAAGAGGCCAGCUCAGGUGCCACAACACCAAAGUCGUUGUGUGGACUGCGCGAGUUCACUUAUGGGUUCCAGUCCACGCCCUUAAUUCACGCCUCCUCCGACGAAGCAACAUCGCCGACACCGACAAGUCAAAGACAACGACGGGCCUCUAUGCAGGAUGCCAUUGACUUUCGGAAGAUAGAUUCAAAGUUAUAUGAUCGACGAGUGCUUAGACGCCAAAGAUCCGUAGCAAACAUUGAAGAAGACCCUCUUGGAAGCAUCAACUUUAGUCUGGACUUCAAUGCAGAGACAUCUUUGCUGACCAUUUAUCUCGUCGAAGCCGAGAAUCUCGCCACGCGAGAUGAUAGGUCAACCGCUGAUCCAUAUUGCAAAGUAAGACUACUUCCCGAUCGGCGCACGCAUCUUCAAAGUAAAAUACAUCGAAGAACAACGCAGCCGAUUUUUGACGAAGAGUUCAUUUACGAGGUGGACGAAAACAAUUUGAGCUCCAUGACUCUUGAACUGCUAUUGUUCGAUUAUGACCAAUUUGCUCGCCACGUGUGUAUGGGACAGGUUAAACUUCCUCUGGAUAACGUGGACUUUUCCAAACGCCAAUCCUUCUGGAAACCGCUUUCGAAAUCCAAGGAAUUUAAAACGCAAGAUAACGGCGAAGUGAUAUUCUCCCUUGGAUAUUUGUCCAGUGCAGAACGAUUGACUGUAGUUGUAAUGAAAGCAAGGAAUUUACGAUAUACCGAACGUGGAAAGAUGACGAUAGAUCCGUACGUAAAGGUCUCACUCAGUACUGGGCCAGAGAAAAAGGUAAAGAAGAAAAAGACGUCAACGCUCCAUAACGUCUCUGACCCAGUUUGGAACGAAGCUCUCACGUUCAGCCUUCAAAAAGACUGUCUACAGAACGUAACGCUGGAAGUUCUGGUCUGUAAUGACAACAAAGUUGGCAACGACGUAUUGAUAGGUCGUGCGAAGAUCUCGCGAGAAUCUCGGGGCGACGAGAAACUCCAUUGGGACGAAUUAGUGAAUUUUCGAAGUGCGGUUGCCAGAUGGCAUAAACUGUCUUUGUAAAUAUGACUUUCAUGCCUUUCGCCAAUUAAGUUACCCGUGACUGCACCCUUGACUGAGAAUAGUUUAGUUAAACUUAUGCAUGCGCUUUUUCCACUUGUCUAACAGCUUUCAGUUUUGAUUAUUAAGCAAAAUGGUUUUGGGAUAUUUCGCUUUUGAUAUCAAUUGUAUCGUUUUGUUAGUUUUUCAUUGCCAUCUUAUAACUGAAAAUAUUGUACUAUAUUAAUUUUCUAUACAGGACAUAAUCAGAACGUAUUAUAUUAAGUAAAGAUUGCAUUUGCAAACUUUCUUUAUACUGGACAUGAGUAACAAGUAAUGGUCUGAGACAGGCGUUGUUAACAAUGCGUACUAUAACUAUCAUAUACAUUUAUGACAUUUUUGUUAAGUUAGAAUAGUUUCGGAUAAAUUACGACACUACUGCGUAUCCCGUCUAGUCACGACAAAUACAUGUGCAAUUUUUCCAGGGUUGUUGUCAUCAGAAAUGAGACUGUAUGACUGGGCCAUCAUCGACAAAAAAUUGACAUGCACUAAAUACGACUAUAUCUUGACCUUUGAUAUAUUGUGGAAAAAGUUGUCAAAUUGUCAUAAUCGUUCAAACCAAAUUAUAUCGUUGACGUAUGUGUUGAUAAACAAUUACAAGUCAUCUUUACAAUUUAUUUAUAAAUAAUAAUUUAAUUGAAUUGGGCUCUAUUUAUAGCCGUUCCACAAGGUUGAUUGUCCUUAUUGACAUAUUAUAGUGCAAGUGACGUGAAAAAGGCAUGAAUUCCUACUUCAUAAAUAAUUAAACAAAAAAGUAUCUUUUCAUAUUUAAGUUAAGUAAAUUAUGUUUAUGAAAUGUUUAACCUCAUUCUUGUAAGGCUAGUUUGUAUCAAUUCGUAUCUGUUCAGAAAUGUAUGUGAAAACUAAAACCGUUCCAAGAAAUGUAUAUACAUAUUGCUUAUUUAAAUCCCACGCCUAUAUAACAAAAGAUCAAACUGUAUUGUAUCUUCUCUAUUCUACAAGAUUGAUGCAUACUCAAUUGACACUUAUUUGUGUGUACAUAUACUUACCCAAGGUUAUAUCGUUUGACGUUUUCUGUUGAUGUAAACUAUAUUUACUUAAUGCGUAUUUAUGUUAUUAUUUCAUGCGAGACCUUUGUGUCAGCUCAUCGUUGAAAUAUUGAAUAAAAUUCAUUAUAUCGGUUUGAUACUUUU
Molecule: messenger RNA, 3332 nt
Organism: Dreissena polymorpha
Lineage: Eukaryota; Metazoa; Mollusca; Bivalvia; Myida; Dreissenidae
Product: synaptotagmin-1-like
Exons: 5
Coding region: 958-2142 (394 amino acids)
Biological process (GO): regulation of calcium ion-dependent exocytosis; cellular response to calcium ion; calcium-ion regulated exocytosis
Molecular function (GO): calcium ion binding; syntaxin binding; phosphatidylserine binding
Source: RefSeq, a predicted model, not a curated record